ACACGACAUUUCCUUUGGCUGGUGUAGAGGUUUACGUUCCCUCCGAGUUCCUUUCUUUUUUGUUCAUUGUUAGUUCAAUCCUUGAGGAGACGGACCAUGUAUCGCGCGGCGCUGAGAUCGUCUCCCCGCGCAUUGCGCAACAUCCGGCAGUCCAACCUCUCUGCCGCCCCUCGACGAUUUCUCACCACCUCUCCAUCAGGCAAGAGGCGGACAUGGAAGGGCGCUGCAGCUCGAUGGGGAACCGCGAUUGCGGCCGUAUACUGGUACAGCACAAGUCCAAUCUUUGCUGAUGAGACGGCCCCUCGAACCGGGCCUCCGCCUCCUCAAUUCUCGGAUUCCGACCUACCUACAGUCGAUGCCGUGAUUGAAGAGAAGCGUCGACAAACCCGAGCAGCCGCACCCCCACCUCCCGAGCCGCAGUCUACGCAACAGACAGCUGCUUCGCCUUUGGACGAGUCUGAGCCGGGCCAGCAAUCACCCGAAGCUUUGGAGGAGGAGGCUGACCAGCAGGGCGCAUUCAAUCCGGAGACCGGCGAGAUUAAUUGGGACUGCCCCUGUCUGGGUGGCAUGGCUCAUGGACCUUGUGGGGAGGAGUUCAAGUCAGCCUUCAGUUGCUUUGUGCAUUCGACUGAGGAGCCAAAGGGAAUGGACUGCAUUGAAAAGUUCCAGCACAUGCGGGAUUGCUUCCGGCAAUAUCCUGAGGUCUACGGCGCCGAACUGGAAGACGACGACGAGGACAACAAUGAUGAAGAAAUAGCACCACCAGCUGCUGGAGCUGAGGCUUCUGGGGCUGGCGACGUCCUUCCCGAACCUAGCAAACCACAACCGGCAGAGACAUCGCCAAAGGCUGAGGAAUCCACACCGCCAACUCAAGAUUCAGCAGAUGGCGCUCAGCCGGUACAGAAUUCGAGGGACGCAAAACAGGAAGCCGAGGAGACCAUCCCGAAGAAGGCUGUCGAUGCGACUGCAGCAAAUCCUGGCAAGGAGCAAUCAUGAUGCCUAUGAGGUUCAUGCGUGGGACAGCUGUAUAGAAUGGCACAGUCUCUACAGGCAUGCAAUGUGUACAAUACAACUGUAUGUAAUCUAUGUGACCAAGAGUGUAAACAAACAAAUAAAUAUAGACAAUCCUCUCUGAG
This is a messenger RNA of Phialemonium atrogriseum, 1136 nucleotides long. RefSeq lists its product as uncharacterized. Gene Ontology annotation, molecular function: protein-disulfide reductase activity. Bases 97 to 996 code for a protein of 299 amino acids. Lineage: Eukaryota; Fungi; Ascomycota; Sordariomycetes; Cephalothecales; Cephalothecaceae. The record is from RefSeq and is a predicted model, not a curated record. Gene Ontology annotation, biological process: protein import into mitochondrial intermembrane space. Gene Ontology annotation, cellular component: mitochondrial intermembrane space. The transcript has 3 exons.